UAUAUGUGUGGAAAGUACGAGGAACAUGCUUGUCGUAUAACUUAACGAGUGUAGUUUGCUAAGACUUGUUUCGCAAGUGGAAGUUAAUGUUUAAUAAGAGUCAACAGUCAUGCAACAAGACGAUGUAAUUUGGAGCAUAAUAAACAAUACAUUUUGUUCUUAUAAAGUCAACACCAAAACCCAGCAGUUCUGUAGGAAUGAGUACAACCUGACAGGUUUGUGUAAUCGUUCAGCGUGCCCUCUGGCUAACAGCUUGUAUGCCACAAUUCGAGAAGAAAAUGGCAUCUGUUACCUCUACAUGAAGACCAUUGAGCGUGCAGCCUUUCCAGCUCAACUGUGGGAGAAAGUCAAGUUGUCUAAAAACUAUGAAAAAGCCAUGGAACAGCUUGAUGAGCAUCUCAUUUACUGGCCUCGCUUUAUUCGACACAAAUGUAAGCAGAGAUUCACAAAAAUAACCCAAUAUCUGAUUCGGAUGCGCAAACUCCGACUUAGAAGGCAGAAAAAGUUGGUUCCACUGCAAAGAAAAAUCGAAAGAAGAGAACGACGUAGAGAAGAAAAGGCUCUGGUUGCAGCAAGGUUGGAAAGUGCAAUUGAGAAAGAGUUAUUAGAGAGAUUAAAGAAGGGAACUUAUGGAGACAUUUACAACUUCCCUCAACAUGCUUUUGAUAAAGCUUUGAAUGAAGAAGAGGAAAGUGAAGUAGAAAGAGAGGAGGAAAAAGAGAUGGAACAGGAACUGGAAGAAGAGAAUGAAGAGACUGUAGAGUAUGUUGCAGCUGAUGAUAUUGAAGAAAGUGAACCCUCAGAUAUUGAAGACUGGGGCCAAAACUAUCAGACAGACACUUCCACAUCAAGUGAAGAUGAGCAUCCUAAGAGACCACCUGUUAUCAAAAGGAAGAGACCACACGUAGAGAUUGAAUAUGAAAAAGAAAUGGAGCCAAGUACAUCAAAAGCCAAAACCAGUAGUUUUGAUACAUAUUUAUAAAAUUGUAUAUAAAAUGUUUUCCAAAGAAA
Molecule: messenger RNA, 1011 nt
Organism: Limulus polyphemus (Atlantic horseshoe crab)
Lineage: Eukaryota; Metazoa; Arthropoda; Merostomata; Xiphosura; Limulidae
Product: protein MAK16 homolog
Exons: 8
Coding region: 110-982 (290 amino acids)
Biological process (GO): maturation of LSU-rRNA; maturation of 5.8S rRNA
Cellular component (GO): preribosome, large subunit precursor; nucleolus
Source: RefSeq, a predicted model, not a curated record